CGACACAUAACAAUUAUGUGUAAUGAUAUAAAUAAAUCGUUUAAGGCACAAUGUUUGCAUUGCGACGCUUUCAGCAAUAUGCUGAGAUUUCUCGCAAUAGGAGGCAUAUUUGCUUUUAGUUUUUUGAUUUGUGGUAUUUCCGGACAGAAGAAUGUGGGCCCCGGAAAAUGGUCAGUGCUGAACAUAAUGAAGUGUGACAAUGACAACAUGAUGGUGAUAAAACUGGACGCUAAUAGGCGCAAGGUGAACCGGACGCACGACGGGUUCAACGCCAAGAUCGAGCUGGAAGAGGAGAUCAACGAUGACUACGGGAUCCGCCUAGAUAUUUGCAAAGUGGUAGAAGGCGGGUGCAAAGACUACAGUACAAUGGCGGACGACUCUCUGAUAAAGUUCGUCAAGAAAUACGCCGAAGGGAAUGUGAAGACUGCAUUGGAGAUCGCCAAUAUAGAUCCGCCAGAUUUCCCCGUGCCCAUCGGUGUCCACAACAUAAAGAAUUACCUUUUCGACUACGACGAGCUCCCACCUGAGGGCCCGUAUGGCGAGUUUAUGGCAUGCGGCUAUCUCAUAAAGAAUGCGAGGGAGGUUAUGUGCGCUAAGAUCCACACCUUAUUCGAGGAAGUUGAAGAUGACGAAAAGUAGAAGGAAUAAAAGUAUAAACUGAUAUGAGACACAUACGAUAAUAAUCUUCUAAGGCUCAAGAUAGAUACAAGAGGAAUAUGACACGAGAAAAUAAGAUUAAAUUUAUAUUGUAUUCAAAAUUGUCAUUGAAGUAAUUUAAAUGGAGCCGUAGGCUUUAGGAAAAUAGACGGGGAUUUUAAUGUCAAGGGUAAGUCAAAUUAGCAAUUUUUGAACGUUUCCGAAGAUAUUUUUAUUUAUUUAUUUAGAAAACAAACAACCUUUUACAAAUAUAUCUAAAGUAAAUGAACUAAAAAUAGGCCUAAAGUUGCCUACGUUACUAAAAAAAAUAUUACAUAGAAAUGUAAAUUACGCAAUUAUAGAUUACCGGUUUAGUUAUGUACUACAUGCAAGUAAAGUAAAAAAAAACAUACAAAACUAUGAAAAAUAUGACUGGAACCAAAUUUAUCAAAUUCUAGAAAACAAAAUUUGCCGAACUUUGUUCUUGAACACGGACAAACUAUGAACAAAAAUAUUUAUAUCGUUAAGAGAUUCAUUAUACAAAUAACAAGUGCGCCUAAAGAAAGAGUUUUAGCAUACUGUGUGCCACAGGAGGAAAUAGAAAAUGUGGGUUUAGAACGUGAGUGGAACCGAGAAACAAACUAAACGUUAAACGUUAUCUUGAUUAUUUCGUAAAGACAAGUGUUUUCUUACAUAUGAAAGACCGUACGCUCAGUACGGCCCAUUCGUUCUUCAAUGUUUUUUUUUUCUCCAUGUCAUCGUAUAUUGUAUCAUAAGGUUCCAAGCACCUUAUCUUGUAGUUUUACAAUAAAAUAUAAACAAUAUAAAAUACA
This is a messenger RNA of Cydia pomonella (codling moth), 1469 nucleotides long. RefSeq lists its product as uncharacterized. Lineage: Eukaryota; Metazoa; Arthropoda; Insecta; Lepidoptera; Tortricidae. The record is from RefSeq and is a predicted model, not a curated record. Bases 16 to 639 code for a protein of 207 amino acids. The transcript has 4 exons.